AUGCAAACUUUUGGAAUCGGCUAUGAACACCAGAGAUUCGAUAACAGCGACUUCAUCAAAGUGAACUUAACGAACGUUAAGCAGAGCGAUAGGCCAUUGUACAAAUCCGCUCUCUUCCUGGACGAAUUCGAGGUCGUUACGCCGUACGACAUAAGCUCGGUGAUGCACUUUGGAAGCAAGGAAAAUGCAUUUUCGGCACAGUACGCCGUCAUCUCAGCGGUCAAUCCGAUCAUGCAGUAUUCGAUUGGCCCGGAAAUCCGCAGCAGUGACCGACCACUGAGUAGCAGGGAUGUUUCAACACUGAAUCGCAUUUUCCUAUGCACAGAUCGAUGCUCGAGGGAUUUGCCAUGCAUGCAUGGCAGCUAUCCGACGAGAGACUGCACCCACUGUGUGUGCCAGUACGGUUUCUCAGGAAGGUUCUGCGACAAGCUUCAAAUGGCUAACCGCUACAACGUUGACGGAUGUGGCGUGAUGAACGGAAGCGCCGGAUACAUAGUGUCGCCUGGUUAUCCGGAGCAAUAUCCGAGGGGCGCGUUUUGCCAGUGGCUGGUGCAGGGCAAGAGCCGGUCUGAGCGGGUGCGCUUCGUCAUCAAUUCAUUAGACCUCGAGUACGAAACGGUCAUUCGCUCGGAUCGCUGUAUGGACACAUUUUACGUGUGGCCUCAUGGCACAGAUGUGCUGACGAAAUCGCUCUCGUGCUUUCCCGAUGACGCCCGUGCCGUGGUCGGCAGAUGGCACACCACCCAGAGCAACUGGCUGCUGAUCGAGUUACGCACGAACCCGUGGGGAGACGCACCACACGGCGGCUUUAACGUCUCUUACGAAACGAUCGAUCUCCAGACAAAGGCGUUUCGAAAGACCUCGCACAACGGUAAAUCUGAGUCCCGGCGUGUGUGCCUCGCUCCAGCGGUUGGUGAGUGA
Soboliphyme baturini is the source of this 921-nucleotide messenger RNA. Lineage: Eukaryota; Metazoa; Nematoda; Enoplea; Dioctophymatida; Soboliphymatidae. The record is from the annotation of a GenBank genome assembly.